This is a messenger RNA of Sesamum indicum (sesame), 2350 nucleotides long. Its product is annotated as putative protein phosphatase 2C 38. Gene Ontology annotation, molecular function: protein serine/threonine phosphatase activity; cation binding. NCBI's taxonomy places the organism in Eukaryota, Viridiplantae, Streptophyta, Magnoliopsida, Lamiales, Pedaliaceae. Gene Ontology annotation, biological process: protein dephosphorylation. The record is from RefSeq and is a predicted model, not a curated record.
GCAUAUUUUAUUUACAUCAAAGCCAUUGCACUCUUUCUCUCACUAUCUUUCUCUCUCUUGAUCUAUCCCUUUUUUAACAUAAUAAUUAAAAAAAAAAGAGAGAGAGAGAGGAAAAAAGGAACAAUCUUUGCCCUCUUUCUCAAAGGAUAUCUUGAGUAUCUAAUUGAAAAUUGUAAUGGGAUGUUCAGUUGUUGCCCCCAUGAUUGAAAGGCUCUGAUUCUUGAUUGAUGGUUGUCUGCAUUGUUUGAUGACUGCAUAAAGUUGGGAAUUUAUGAUUUGGAUUUGGAGCUAGGGAGGAUAAAACAUUGAUUCUGGGGUUGGAGUUGCUCAAAGUUUUAUAUAUCUGUUGUUUUUAUUCGCUUUUGCUAUAUUGCGGGUUCAUUUGAGUGAAUAAGGAAAGAAAGUAGUAUGAGCUAUGGUGACCCCUACAUGGAGAAAGCUUGUACUGCCAUGUUGGAGGCCAUUAGUAGAUGAUGACGGAGAAAAUAGCAGCAAUAGAGGGUAUGAACUUAUUGGCCGUUCCGAUGGUUUGUGGUGGUAUAAAGAUUCAGGAUACCACGUCAACGGGGAAUUUUCGAUGGCAGUAAUUCAAGCCAAUACUGUAUUGGAAGAUUACAGCCAGCUCGAGUCCGGGCCAAUGAGCUCCACUGAGUCAGGUCCUCAAGGUACAUUUGUUGGAAUUUAUGAUGGGCAUGCCGGUCCAGCAGCCUCAAGAUUCUUAAGGGAUCGACUUUUUGAAAAUAUUAAGAAAUUCGCAUCAGAUGAUCAAGACAUGUCAGCUGAUGUUAUAAAAAAUGCGUAUUUGGCAACAGAGGAAGAAUUUCUUUCUUUGGUUAAAAAGCAAUGGGAAACUAAACCAGAAAUUGCUUCCGUGGGAUCGUGUUGUUUGGUUGGCAUUGUAUGCAACGGAUUUUUAUACAUUGCAAAUGCUGGAGAUUCCAGGGCAGUGUUGGGGAGACUUGAUAAGGCUGAGAAAGAGGUCAAAGCCGUCCAGUUAUCAGAUGAACACAAUGCAAAUCUGGAAUCUGUUCGGGAGGAAUUACAUUCGUUGCAUCCCGAUGAUCCUCAGAUUGUUGUUCUGAAGCACAAGGUUUGGCGUGUCAAGGGUAUCAUUCAGGUUUCAAGAUCAAUUGGUGAUGCCUACUUGAAGAAAUCAGAGUUCAAUAGACCGCCUUUGUUGCCAAAAUUCAGAUUGCCUGAACCAUUCGAGAAACCAAUCCUUUUGGCAGAGCCGUCAAUACUCGUUAAGGAACUUUAUCCUGAGGAUCAAUUUCUUAUAUUUGCUUCUGAUGGCCUGUGGGAGCACCUUAGCAAUCAAGAGGCUGUUGAACUCGUCAGCUGCUCUCCACGAAACGGCAUCGCCAGAAAACUCGUCAAAGCUGCAUUGCACGAAGCAGCAAAGAAAAGAGAAAUGAGAUAUUCGGACCUGAAAAAGAUUGAUAGGGGAGUGAGACGACAUUUUCACGAUGACAUCACAGUGAUAGUUGUAUUUCUAGACUCCCAUUUGGUUACUAGCAGUCCAUUUGAUGGACCGAUUCUUUCAAUAAAAGGAGGUUCAUUUACCCCUUGAGAUGCCAACACAUGGUACAAUCCUUCUUACAGAACCAGAAGGCUCCGUGUUUCGUUCAGCCAAUGGGAAAAAGGAACAUAUGCAAGCAUGUCAAGGUGAUGUUUGGCAUCUCAAGACUCUUGAUAAUGUUAAUGAUUAUGCCAGGAAGAUGCCAAGGGAGCAUCGCUUCGAAAUUUUUGCUGACUGGCAUAUGAAACAGGGAUAGUUACCAGGUGAUGAACAGGGGACAGUGAUUUAUUCUCUUAAGAAUAAUCCAAAAAGUUUCUUCAGAAUGCUUGUGGUUCCUUCUGUCUGUUGAUCAUCAUCCAGAAUUCCAGACAAGUACACAUCUCAGAUUUGGUUGAAAGACUAGAUGCUCUUGUUCUGACAAUCUAAGCUCAUCGUGGCUGGAUUUCUUGACAUUUGAGUAUCCAUGGAGUUUAGUAGAAUUGAGGAUAGCCAGUUUCUUUGCCUGAACUGCUAGUACUGGUUAAUACAUUGAAGUUGAGUUCUUUUUGCCUUGGGCAUGAGCCACAAACAUCAACCUUUCUGACCACCAAAAUACAUGAAAAUGCAACAUUUCAUUUGGAGUUUCAGAUUUCAAGUCCAUAAAUGUGGAUUUGUGUGUGUGUGUAGACUGUGAGAGCCGUCUGAGUUGUAUCACCAGAAUUUGCAGCCCCAGGGCAUGAUGUAAUAGUAACAAGCUGGUUUUGCCACUAGCCACCUGUAGAAGACCUUGAAUAUAAAACUAGAAGGCAAAUCUUUGCAUUGUCCAUAUAACAAGCUCCUGUUUGAAAUGAA